Molecule: messenger RNA, 8985 nt
Organism: Seriola aureovittata
Lineage: Eukaryota; Metazoa; Chordata; Actinopteri; Carangiformes; Carangidae
Gene: aspnat
Product: N-acetyltransferase 8-like
Exons: 3
Coding region: 322-1158 (278 amino acids)
Cellular component (GO): mitochondrial membrane
Molecular function (GO): L-aspartate N-acetyltransferase activity
Source: RefSeq, a predicted model, not a curated record
CCAGUGUGUGUGUGUGUGUGUGUGUGUGUCUCUCUCCCUCCUCCCUCGUCCAUCAACCGCUUCCACCAAUCUGUGCAGCGAGAGGACCUCCCCAACCCCUGAACCUGAAUCUACCCGCCCUGCCCGCUUAUAAAUACUGCUUGAAUCACGCCGGCAAGUCUUGGUCGUCAGAAACGCUCAGGGUUGCAGCAGAACAUCCCCCUUCGUCUUAUCCCCUUCAUCGUUUCUCUGUUUUUUAAGAAAAUCUCACGCAUCAUCCAUUUUCAUCCUCACUCUUCCCACUUUUUUUCCGAACUGUAGUUGUUUUUUGCGGCCAGUUGCAUGCAUUUUUCGUCUCCCAAAAUGGUUUGCGAGACUAAAAUUGUUGCGGACGAACACGAUGCUAUACCUGGGACCAAAAAAGAGUCGAUCAUGUGGAGCUCUCCUCCGUCCAGCGCGGCUCUGAAUCCCGCCGAGGCCAAGGAUGUGAGGAAAGAUGCGGUUUUUAUCCGCGAGUUCGAGCUCGGGGAUCAAGAGGAGGUUCGCCGCAUCUUUUACGAGGGUAUUAUGGAGAGGAUACCCAACACGGCGUUUAGGGGGAUCAGGCAGCAGCCCAAGACCCAGUUUUUAUAUGCUUUUCUGACAGUAUUGUGCUUUUUCGUGACCAAAUCCGUCACGCUGACCUGCUGUGCACCCCUCAUUCUCAUGGGUGCGCGCUACUACUACAGCAGGAAAGUUAUCCAGAGUUAUCUGGACUGUGCUCUGCACACGGACAUGGCUGACAUUGAGGCUUAUUACAUGAAACCCACAGGCUCCUGUUUCUGGGUGGCAGUGCUCGACGGACGUGUGGUGGGCAUCGUGGCGGCGCAGGGCCGUGAGGAUGACAACACGGUCGAGCUGCGGCGCAUGUCGGUGGACUCUCGCUACCGCGGCAAAGGCAUCGCAAAGGCACUGGGUCGUCGUGUCCUGGAGUUCGCGGUGCGCAACAACUACGCUGCUGUUGUCCUCGGCACGACGGCUGUCAAGUUGGCCGCCCACAAGCUCUACGAGUCGCUGGGCUUCCGCCGAACGGGCCAGAGCGAGGACUACAGGCUCCCCGGGAUGAGCCGCUCGCCGCUGGAGAGGCUCUUCUUCCAGAUCCGCUACAGUCGCUACCGCCUGCAGCUCCGUGAGGAGUGAGAGGUGACAGGGAGAGGGAGAGAGAGAGAUGGAGAGAGGGGGAGAUGGAGAAAGAGAGGGACAGAGAGAGAGAGAGAGAAAACAACGACCCUCCUUCACCUGAGAGCCCCGACCGCAUCCUCUCCUCUGACAGCUUUUAUUUAUUUUGUGUCAUUAGAGAUAACUUCAAGUACUACUUAACACCUCUACUAUUUCAUCUUUAAAGUCACUAACGUUUUUAUUACUAUUAUGCUUUUGUUGCUGUUGUUUUUGUAUUAUACUUUUACAUUUUAAAAGAGUUUGUUUCUUUUCUUCUAUUUUAUUAAUCUAUUUUUUGUACUUUUACCCCUCCCUUUUCAUUGUGGGAGAAAAAAAAAAAAUUGGCAUUCAUAGAAGACAUCUAACUGGCACGCCGACUAGGCACCCUCCCCGGCCUCUUUGGUUUUGAGCUCAUGUGACUCAAAUCAAUACUCCCCUUCAUUACUAUUCCACAAUGCCCCUCUUUACCCUUCCCCCGUUACCUCAAGCCUUCCCUUCCCUCCCACAUUCUCUUAAUUUCCUCACAACAAAACUCAACAGGCAGGUUUAGACACGUGCGAGUGCAAUGACACAUUUGCAUUCGUUUAUUUGGGGGUGGAUAGAGCGAUGGACAGGGUUGGGAGGGGCAGACAUGACUUCUUUCCAGAGCAAAACACACAAAAAAAAAAAAAGUGUGGAAAGCUUGUGCUGUAGAUUCAGACACUCUCUCAAACUCUGCAAUGUCACAUUUUGUGUAUGCAUUGUGGACACACACGCAAACACACACGCACACACACCAGUUCAUUUGGCUUUUAGCCAGUCCCUCAAGACACCAUAUUGAAGCACAGCGAGAGUGUGUUACUGACCCCCAGUGAGAGAGAAGGAUGACAGGAUGGUUGCCGGAAUAUGCAGUGUGUAUCCUGCAUCCGAAAUGGACAUGAAUCAACACAAUGCAUCUUCCUCACACAUGCCUCCUCUUCAUUCUCCUCACUAAUUAUACGAUUGGAUCUCUCCUUCCUCUCUAUUUUUUUCUCUCUAGAUGUACCAUCAGUUAAUCACUCCUUUUCUCUGCUGGAGCUGUGGAGAGGGUUUUCUGAUUGGUUGAGGUGACAGGAGGGUGGCGCCUUCUCGCUGCAGUGUCCCUCUGACAGAACCCAAGAUACAAUAUAGCUGCAUGUCAGAGCUUGUGUAUGUAUGUGCGAUUGUUGGGAGUAUGUUACUGUGUGUGUGUGUGUAUGUGUGUGUGUGUGUGUGUGUGUGUGUGUGUGUGUGUGUGUGUGUGUUUGAUGAGGCUGUGGUCAGACAUUAGACCACGCCUCAUCACUGUAUGAUGAACAAUUAAGCUAUUUUGAUUUUGCGUGAACAGAUACGCAACUUUCUUGCUGAGUCAAGUAUUAUCUAACUAAACAUUACUACUUUCUAUGUGUACUUAUAAACUGUUUACUGAUUGAAUCUAGAUAAAUUCUAACAUUUUGAAUAUGUUUACUAUUUGACUGAUAAUUAGUAAUUUUAUAACUUUAAACACAUAUUACCACAUUGUAAUAUGCAAAUUUUCAAAACUACGACAAUUACAAAGUAGCUGCAGUCUAAGCUCCACGUACUUAAUCCAGGUUAUUGGGGAACAACUUGGGUAAGACAUGACUACUGGAAAUACUUGCAAUCCUACAGUACAUAACUGAGCACAAAUAGCAAAUAAUUAUUUAAAACAAUAUACUGGCAUUAGUAUUACCCCUCCCCCUGUUUAUUUAUAUUGUGUAUACAGUUGAAAACUCAUGUAGCGAACUAAAAGUCAAAGUUUCUCCCAUAACACCUCUCUCCAUCUCCAUCCUCUGAACAUACAACCAGCAGUAGAUUCAGCCAUCCACUACUCUGAGCCUAAAUUGUGUCAUUAAACCAUUUGUAAAAAGCAAAAUAUAAAUCAAAAUACAACAAAAAAAAAAUCACAUAAGGAGAAAAAAGAGAAAAAAAAACUGAAUACAAACGUAAUCGUCAUGAAGUUAGCACUGACCCUCCUUGCCUUGCCACCCUUUCCCUUCAAACUCUCCCCCCCCCCCCAUUCAUGAAUCUGUCUGCAACCCUGGGCUAGACCCCACACCUUCCAUUUGAACCUUGCACACCCUCCACCGACCUUUGACCCUCGCUGUCCCAGUCCCGACCCAUUCACCCCCCCCCCCGCCCAUCUCUGCAUGCGCCACAGAGCCUUGCUGCACUGCUUUUAUUAUUCCAUUUGAAGCUUGUUGGACCAACCCUUAACCCCGCCCCUACUCUGAUGUCAUCUAGGCAGUGUGACGUUGCCUCUGCAACUACAGUGCCAGGAUGAAAGGGACAUGUAUGGUUAUACGAGUAUGGAUGUGACGCAUAAGACACAGGAAAGUGAGACAAAAUGUGUGUGUGCGCGUGUUUAAAGUCGGUGCAGACAUAGGAUACACUCACCAACUGCAGCGCUGCCUGGAUGACAUCGUGCCUGCCAGCCAACCAACCGUAGAAUGCAAAAAGCAAUGCAAGUGUGGCAUGCCUCUGUACCCAGUGUGUGUACGGUGCCUGCCCUGGAAAAGUGUAGAAAAAAGAAUUAACUGAUAUAUAUAUAUAUAUAUACAUACAAUAUAUAUAAAUAUAACUAUAUAUAAAAAGAAAAUAAGCUUCUUUUUUAGAUGAACAUAAAAGAAAUGUGUGUUUCUUUGUUUGGAAAAAAGAAAAAUUGUACCAUUUGCAUGAAAUGUGUCUUUGAAUGCAAAUAUAACCUUUAGGGGAGAAACUCCUAGCACAUGGCAUACAGUGGAAUCACAGACUUCUAUAAUGGUUUAUUUUAUUUUAAAUUACCUUAAUUCUCUGUAAUCAACACCAGGUUGUGAAAUCAAUACCAGCCACUAGCCAGUGCUCAUAAAUCUUUGGGAGGGAGCCAGCUAUCGUAUAUAAAUUGUAUCCCAUUUUAAAAAUCCUUGAUAAAUUUGAAAACAGCUAUAUUUAUUUGUCUGCAGAUUUAUCCGUCACUGGCUGGAGGAGAAAAGUUAGUUUUCUUCCUUGAUCACAGUGGGAGUGAGGGCAUCACAACUCUUCUUCUGUUAAACCAGCUUGUAGCGAAGUUCCCAAACACUUUGCAGGACUAAGAUAGGCUGAGCGAUGGGCAUUUGACGAAUGAUGCAAAAGAAAACAUGUAUUUCCAUGCGGUACAUAGUGCAAAAGCUUGUGGUUGAUUAUGAGCACCAAGUGAAAUAUCUUUCAUCUACCAAGCCCUUUACCAAGUCUAUCAUAUGCAGAUAAAGGAAGCACAGAAACUGAAGGUCAAAUGUUUAGACUCUGCUCCAGGUGUCACAGGUAGUAGAGCUGUAUUUCCUGUCAGAACCACAAACUGAACCUCUAUUGGUCGGCUAAAUGUCUAGAAAUAUAAAGUGCAUGCCUGUUUUCUUUUGCAUCUAACUUUUAUUAUACUUAUCACAAUAUUUUUUUAAUUAGGGAUGUACAACAGUACCUAAUCUCCACAAUGGACAAAAGCUGCUGAGAUGUCUAUGUAUGUCAGGUCUCAUGGUACUAAGGUUUCUUCCCCCUUCCCUCACUUUGUUUAAUCCAUGUGAAAUGAGAGAAGAGGCUUAGCUACUGACAAGUUCUUUGUCUUUUAAUUUUAGUCAACUUGAGAUUUCCCUGAGGUUCUACAAAGUAAGCGCAAGGCACAAAUGCACUGAAAGCAUCAAACAGUAUUGUUUAAAAAAAAAAAGAAAAGAAAAAAAAAAUGCAUCAGUUGUUUUCAUUGGGCCAACAUAUGGAGGAUGCCUCACACCACCUUGAUGCAUCUGCUUUGAACUUGGUUGUUGCUGGAGAGAGAGAGAGAGAGAGAGAGAGAGAGAGAGAGAGAGAGAAGAGGACCAGACUGUAUUUUGUGAUAUUUCUGGAGCAACAGCUACCACUGAUCUUCAUACAGUACUUCCAAACUUCCCACUAAAACUAAGCAAGAAAUUAGCUAACAGGCCACAACAGCCAAACUACAGUAUCAACACUACACCAAAUGUUUCUCCGGCUUGUCUCCAAAUAUAAGAAUCAGACUAUAAACUACCUAUUUCACCUAAAGUAAAAAUCUUGAUACCACAGUUUUUAAGCCGUGGGUGAGGUCUGAAGGUUGAGAGUGAGAGGUGGGCUUUGCUGAAGUGGAUUGUACAAUAAACUGUAGUCUGGAUCUCGUUGAAGAAUGUGAAGUCUGUCAAUUCUGAGCCAUUUCUGCUGCUGCCAAUCUCAGUUUUUUGCCUGAUGAAAUUUAAAAUGCUCCUUCAUGUAUUUUGGGAGAAAUUCUUAUCCAUAUUGGUACUCUGAACAAAAGGUCAUACUCAAAACGCCUUUGCCAAGGCCUUAUGCACAGGAAUCAAACAAGUUUCAAACAUCUUGUGGACUGCAUGGCUUUAGGUAGUUAAAGGGGGAUUUUGAAUUGUAAAGAUGAAGUGCACUGACUAUAAUGCAUUUAUGUUUUGUACUUCAUGUGAAUGCUAUGCUACACCCUGUGAAGUCUCACCUCCCAUUUAAAACUGGUAUUGCAUACCUAAUGUUAGAAUGUAGUAAUUAAACUGUAUGCAACUUCUACCAGAGUGUAAAUUUAGUUACAACCCAUCCCUCUGAAAUGUUCUGCUGAUGUACAAUCCAAAAACAAUCUCACACUUCUUCUGUUUGGUUUUCUGUGAUUUGUUUGAGUGCGAGUGUGCUUUCCUAUUGGUUGAGGUUUGAGAAGGUAUGCUGCAUCAAGGCCUCUCCAGCUGGAGAUGGUUCUUUUAGAUUAGAGUGCUUUAGAACCCAAAAAUGAUCAUCUGAUGCUCUCGCUCUGACGACAGACAGAGGCACAAGCUGAGGCUACUGAAGCUUCAACUUCUGCAGUUUUUUUAAACCCUAAAACACGGGGGGGGCCACGUUCCAUUCUGGAUGUUAAAAUGGUAAAAAAUAUCAAUACUUGUCAUGAUCAAUAUUUUAUUCCGUUUCUCUUUUGGUGAAGGAGCAUAGAAUUCGAAACUGCACAAAUGUACAGAUCCUGUGGGUGUGUUGUACUACUCUGAUGGUGUGUGUCAAUGCUCAACAAGCCUUGGGGGCGAACACUCACAGGCAUGAAUGUAAACUGCCAACAUUUAAGGUCAUAGAAAGAUUUUUAUGUUUUGAAUCUUUUCUGGUUGCUUUUUUUUACUUUAUGAAUGAGAAGAACAGUGGAAAAAGGGGUGAAAAGCAGCUAUUGGUUCUUUCAUCAAGUGAUUAAACCACUACAUUAGAUGUUAGACAUUUUGUGUGAUUGUAAAUAGCCGUAUCUCUACUAUUGCUAAUGUAUUAUUUACUGCAACCCGUCAUCUUUGCUGGUUUUAUCCAAUCCCAAUGGAGUUAAUUUUUGUCUCAGAAGAUGGCUGUCGCCUGGAAUGUUCCACCUAAGGAGGAGGGCGAGGGGUGAGGGAGGAAUGUACCAGUUACAAAGGGGAGGGGUGUGUGGUGGGGGCUGAAGGAGGAGGUCUGCAGCAUCAGAACUCCACAGCAUGGACUCCCUCUCUCUCUCUACCUCUGGUGAGGAUUUUGCUCCACUGUGGCAAAUAUGGAAGGACUCACUCUGGACUGAGGCCACAGGUGCCAAGAACACAUAAGCACUUGUAGCACAACUGUGUCUUGUUUUGCUAUUACAGUACAGGUAGUUUUGAUUUUUUUUUUUUUAUAUUUCCUAUGAAGAGUAUGGAUAAAGUUUCUCUUUCUCCUGUAUUAUUGACUGUAUGUAUCUUUAGCAUAUAUACAAGACAUGAUACCAUAAUAUAUAAUUCAUGCUAUGACCCACGGCUAUUUUUGGAGGUGUUAAUUUGCCAAAGGUGACAGUAACUGCUGCAUUUUUAUUCCUCAUGUGGUUAUAUUUUGUUCAACACAACCCUAUACUUAUUUGGUAUUAUUUGGAAAAGAAAAUCCUGCCCAGGUGCCAUCUAAUCAAGCAAUAAACAAACAGACAAAACAACAAAAUAAUGACACUCAUGUACAAGGAUUUUAUUAAAAAACAUGAAAUGCUGCAUUGAUGUUAUAUCCCUUAUACUGUACCAAUUAGUGGCAGUGAUGCCGUCACAGUAUUGGCAUUGCACCGUUACCACUCAUUACAUCGAAGCCUGAAGGGGUGUUUGAUUGUAUAAUGUUUCUGUUUUUUGUAUUUUUCUUUACAAAGAGGUGUCAAAGAAGUGUUUUUUAAAACUCAAAGUUGAAGUACACAGGUGUACCUCUGCAUAUUUGUACAGAUGUCAAUAGAGAAAUGGGGGAAAUGACAAGAGGGGGAUAAUGGACGCUAAAGAAUGAGCAGCUCAAGCAGACAGGAAAAAAAAAGAUGGCGUAGCCACACUCUGAAAGUGCUAUCUGCUGUAAGUCUCCAAACUGAUCUUUGAAUUAAACACAAAGACUUCCGAUUAACUUGUACCACUGACACAUGCACUGCAAUUUCACUUGUCAGUACGACUGAAAAUAAUCAAUUAAAAACAUGCUGCAGCUGCCAGAAUCACAACAGUCAAACAUGUUGACUUUUCUUACAAGUGAGAUUCAAAGUCUUUUUUUGAAUCUGCAAGUUAGUAACUGUAAAGUUGUAAAGUAUAUUUUACUGUAAAUAGCAUCUGGGGGUCAUUUUUACUCCUUUUGUAACAGAAACUGUGGAUUUAAAAUAUAUAAGAUAUAUUUUAAAGAUAUUUACAGCACUAAUAAAGAGAUUCUACAGUAGUGCAGGUGUCUUAAUCUGUACUACCUCACAAUAAUCCCAUGAAGACUAAUGGCAGCCACCUUCAGGGUCUACAGUGCACGCCAUCUUAGCCCUGGUGUUUCUGUCCCACACUGAUGGGUUCAGACACAGCCUUCCUUGUCCUGCCUGUCUGCUUGAACUCUCAAGUCGUCAGAGAGAGCCUUAAACACACUGCAACUGCAGCAGCUCGCUUAGCUUAUGGCACAUACCAGUCAUGGCCAUGAAUAUCAGUGACACUGGACUGAGCUAUCCAGCUAUAGCAAGCUGCUGCGAUGCAAGAGGCUCUCUCUGCCCUGGAGCCCUGUCAUGGCUGUUGUCUGUUGCCAGGAAACCAACCCGCACAAAGCACAGCAGGGGAUUGAUAUGCAGCCACACUGUGGGGAGGCAGGCAGGUCAACCAGCCGGCCAUGAUAGAGGAAUGGAAGGAGGGAUUGAUGGAUACAUGGAUGAGAUGGAUGGAUCUAGGGGGGAAGGGAGUUAAACUGCAACUGAGGGAACUCUGUAAUUGGGGGGUAGGGGACCUGUAGGGGAAGGAGGGGUGAUUUGGCUGGGGUGAGGAAUUUGAGAAAAAAGGCCCUUCGGCACGUAAAGUGGAGCAAUGAGUAAAUAGUGCCUGAGGCCCAACGGGUUAGAGAGGUUACAGGAAGAGAUGAGGAUCAAAAAGAAGAAAAAGCUGAGUCAAAAUUAUAAAGAGGGACGAUGUGGUCCGAGAUUCUCAUACGCGGUACUGAGGAGAAGCAAUGUUGUGGUGAUAUGGCAGAUUUUGUGAUUCCCAGGGAGACAGGGCUUGAGAUGAAGAAGCAGGUCAGAGAGAGGCAGUAACACAGUGUAGGUGGUGGUUCAACCAGUCUGCCCCGACCUCAGUGAGACUGCAGUGACAACCUGGUUUUUAGUGGGGUCUAUUAGCUUUCAGUUCCCUUUCUGCCAUUCCUUUGGAAGACUGCUGUAUUACCACACUGGGAUUACUAUUAUUAUUGUGAUUAACGCUUUCUUUUAUACUGACAACAACUGGAACACUGUAUAGAUGUAAAGAUGGGAUUUCUUGCAUUAUGACGAUGAUUGAAACAUGGAUGUACAUAUAUUGUAUCAAUUAAAAAUGACGAUGCAUUAAGCUUUUA